Messenger RNA from Puntigrus tetrazona (Sumatra barb), 3378 nucleotides. Its product is annotated as NACHT, LRR and PYD domains-containing protein 3-like. NCBI's taxonomy places the organism in Eukaryota, Metazoa, Chordata, Actinopteri, Cypriniformes, Cyprinidae. Gene Ontology annotation, molecular function: protein binding. The record is from RefSeq and is a predicted model, not a curated record.
AGUGAACCUCCUAGAAGGGUUUGGCAUCAUUCUGGGCCGAGGAAUUUGGGGGUUAUUUUGUGCGAGUAAUGUGCGUUAACAACAGGACAGUCGUGAGUUGAUGAAGAACGAUGGCGUCUGUUAAAAAGCUGCUCUUGGACCAACUGAUGGAGCUGGCAGAAGAUGAACUGAAGAAUUUUCAUUGGCAUUUAGUGAAAUUUUAUCAAAAGUCUGAAUUGGAAAAUGCAGAUAGAUGUGACACAGUAGAUAAGAUGGUGAUGUGUUUUGGACCAGAAGAAGCUGUGAAGGUCAUGGUAGACGUCCUGAGAAAGAUAAACCAAAAUGAUCUGGCUGAACAGUUGGUGAAUGAACACAAGCAAGCUCAGACUGAGGACAAUAUGAAGACAUCUGUCCCUGUUAGAGAGCUGCAAAAUGUCUUGAAAACUCACAAAAACAACAUGAAGAUGAAGGUAAAAUACAUUUUUGAGGGCAACAAAGAAACUGGCACAGAUCUGAAAGCUGUUUACACAGAUCUGUUCAUCACAGAGGGAGAUAUGAAAGAUGUAAAUCAGGAACAUGAGAUUCUGAAGAUUGAUGAUGCUUUCAAGAACAAAAAAACACUGAACAAAACAAUCAAAUGCAAUGAUAUAUUUACUGAACUGAGGAAAAACAAUGAGUUAAAGAUUGUGUUGACCAAAGGAGUCGCUGGCAUUGGGAAAACUGUGUCUGUGCACAAGUUCAUCCUGGACUGGGCCGAAGGAGAAUCUAAUCAGGAUAUAGACUGUGUGUUCCUGCUUCCAUUCAGAGAGAUCAAUGUGAUUAAAGAGAGAGAGGUCAGUCUCCAUGAGUUUCUGCUGAAAUUUAAUCCUGAAUUGAAGGACCUGGAGAAAUCAAAGUUUUAUACAGAAUAUAAACUUGUGUUUAUAUUUGAUGGACUUGAUGAGAGUCGACUGCCUUUGAAUUUUGAAAGUGAUACAAUGAACACUGUUGAGGAAAGAUCAUCUGUAGAUGUGCUCUUUACAAGUCUGGUCAAAGGUAAACUGCUUCCAUCAGCUCUGGUCUGGGUCACAUCACGACCAGCAGCAGCCAAUCAGAUCCCUCCUCAGUAUGUAGGAUUGUUCACAGAGGUGAAAGGAUUCACUGACCAACAGAAGGAGGAGUACUUCAGAAAGAAAUUCAAAGAUCAGAGUGUGUCCUCCAGAAUCAUCUCACACAUUAAGACGUCUUGUAGUCUCUACAUCAUGUGCCACAUUCCUGUGUUCUGCUGGAUCACAGCCACAGUACUUCAGGAUAUUCUCACUGAGAACAAUGAAGAGAACAUCAGCACAACACUCACUGAAAUGUACAUUCACUUCCUGAGGAUACAGAUGAACAUGAAGAGUCAGAAAUAUGGCAAACAACAAGGAGAAUGUUCAGAGCACUUACUUUUAAAUAGAAAGAUGAUUCUGAAGUUAGCCAAGCUAGCGUUUGAACAGCUGAAGCAGGAAAACAUUGUGUUCUAUGAGAAAGAUCUGAAAGCAUGUGGUAUUGAUGUGAGUAAAGAUGCUGAGUUCACAGGAAUGAUCGCUGAGAUCUUUAAGAGGGAAGUUGGACUUUAUAAGACAAAGGUCUUCUGCUUUGUGCAUCUGGGUGUUCAAGAGUUCCUUGCUGCAGUGCAUGUGUUCAUCUGUUACCUGAAAAAAAACAAGCAAGGGCUUACGUUUUUCUUUGAGGAUUCACAAACUACAGUCAUACAAAAUCUUACAUUUCCUUUUAGAAAGGUCAAAUUGCAUGACUUAACAGAGAGAGCAAUUGAAAAAGCAAUGCAGAGUAAGAGAGGGCAUCUGGACCUGUUCCUGCGGUUUCUGAUGGGAAUUUCAGUGGAAUCCAGUCAAAAUCUGCUCAAAGGCCUGAUCACACACACUGAAGACACCACAGAGAGCAUCAGAAAUCUAAGUGCACACAUUAAAGAAUUACAACAACAGGACAUCUCAGAUGAAGCUUCAGUCAACCUGUUCUACUGCUUACUUGAGCUCAAAGAUCAUUCAUUAUAUGAGGAGAUCCAGAGUUACCUCAGUUCAGAUGAACAUCCAGGAAGAGAUCUCUCAUCUUCAAUGUGCACAGUGUUGACCUACAUACUACUGAUGUCAGAGAAGGUGCUGGAUGAGUUCAACCCAAAGAGGUUCACAUCAAAACUAGCAGACUACAGGAGACUCAUUCCAGCUGUGAGAUGCUGCAGAAAAGCUCUAUUUGACAACUGUGGUUUUGAUGAAACAUGCUGUGAAACAGUGUCUUUUGCUUUACGAUCAUCAAACCAUCUGACAGAACUGAACCUGAGUAAUAAUCAACUGAAAGAUUCAGGAGUGAAGUUGCUUUCUGAUGGACUGAAGAAUUCACACUGUCGACCGAACAUACUGAGGCUGUGUGGGUGUCAUCUCACUGCUCAGUCCUGUGAAAGUUUAUCUUCAACUCUACAAUCAUCAAACCAUCUUACAGAGCUAAACCUGAGUGACAACCACCUGCAGGAUUCAGGAGUGAAGCUGCUUUCUGAUGGACUGAAGAAUUCACUCUGUCGACUGAACAUACUGAGGCUGUGUGGGUGUCAUCUCACUGCUCUGUCCUGUGAAAGUUUAUCUUCAACUUUACAAUCAUCAAACUCUGUCCUGAGAGAGCUGCACCUGAGUAACAAUGACCUGCAGGAUUCAGGAGUGCUGGUUCUUUUGGAUGGAAUGAAGAGUCCAAACUCUAAGCUGGAGAUACUGAGAUUUUCCACAUGUAAUCUCACUGCACAGUCUUGUGGGAGUUUGUCUUCAGUUUUACAAUCCUCAAACUCUGUCCUGAAAGAACUGGACCUGAGUAACAAUGAUCUGCAGGAUUCUGGAGUGAAGCUUCUUUCUGAUGGACUCAAUAGUCCAAUGUCUAAGCUGGAGAUACUAAGAUUUUCCACAUGUAAUCUCACUGCACAGUCUUGUGAUUUGUCUUCAGUUUUACAAUCCUCAAACUCUGUCCUGAGAGAACUGGAUCUGAGCAACAAUGAUCUGCAGGAUUCAGGAGUGAAGCUUCUCUCUGAUGGACUGAAGAGUCAAAUCUCUAAACUGGAGAUACUAAGGUUGUCUGGCUGUAUGGUGACAGAGGAAGGCUGUCGUUAUGUGUCUUCAGCUCUGAAUUCAAACCCCUCACACCUGAGAGAGCUGGAUCUGAGCUACAAUCACCCAGGAGAUUCAGGAGUCAAACUGCUCUCUGAAAAACUGGAAGAUCCAAACUGCUCUCUGAAAAAACUCAAGUAUGUCACGCAGGAGAUGUUUUUGGGAUUUAUUGUUUAACCCUUGUGCAGUCUUUUGAGAAUAUUACAUUUAGAAUUUUUAAAAAUCAUAGGUUCACCAGAAUGGUACAAAAUUCUAUUACCCUUAUUGCACUUGU